Torulaspora delbrueckii is the source of this 429-nucleotide messenger RNA. RefSeq lists its product as uncharacterized. The transcript has a single exon. The record is from RefSeq and is a predicted model, not a curated record. The coding region runs from base 1 to 429 and encodes 142 amino acids. Lineage: Eukaryota; Fungi; Ascomycota; Saccharomycetes; Saccharomycetales; Saccharomycetaceae.
AUGGAUCGCAAGAGGCUUCUUGUAACUCCGGAAGAGCCUCGGGAGCUACUCCCCUCGGUCAGGGACACUAGGGAAUUGGAAGAAGAGAUUUUAGAGUGUGUAAAAGCUUUGCAACGACGGGAACAUGUAGAGUCUGAAUGUAUCGUUUCAUUGCUCAAUAGGUCGUUGACAGCUAUGGCUCAUUGGUCGUUACAGGCCCAGUUAUCACAGUUAUCGCAGACCACAGAUAGGGAAGUGGUUGAGACUAAAUUACUGCGUAAGGAGAAUGAGUUACUUAGGAAAAGAGAUACUCCUCUGCGAACACCUCCUUCACCUAGAGUGAAAAAGCGACUUGUGGAGAAUAAGAAACCACACCCUAGGAUGCGUAGAACCGGUGAUAAUCCUUCAAAGAACAGUUACGUUCGAGUUUUUCAUCUUCAACAAGAUUGA